Mycena citricolor is the source of this 1593-nucleotide messenger RNA. The record is from the annotation of a GenBank genome assembly. Lineage: Eukaryota; Fungi; Basidiomycota; Agaricomycetes; Agaricales; Mycenaceae.
GACGUGUGACGCAGGCUAUAUAAUGUGACUCUUAGUCACGUGCCAUGACGAGAUCAAUAAAUCAUCUAAUCUCUACUGCGAGUGCGCCUGACCCCAAGUACCCAUUAUUUCUGACUCGCCAGAGAAUAUUAUGUCCUUCCGUUCUCCUCAUGUUUUUUCAAUAUAUCCCGGAAGCUAUACACGCUUCGACAUCUAGUUCUGAGGUCAGGCGGACGUACGUGUGCUUUGGUUCGGGUCAUCAUCAUUCGUUCCGUCAACAUACUUCUUAGGAACAGAUUGGACUAGGCCGGUGAUGUUUCUGACCUGUGAGACUGUAAAAGGCGCCUACACAGCACCUGCGUGUCGGUGACCCGGACUUCUUGCGCCCACAUCGCCAACGUUCCGGAUGCGCCGACUUGGUCGCGAUCUAGUCUGUGUGAUUCUGCUGGCCUUGCGAGCGGCCGCGCAGUCAUCGAACGUGACGACAUGCAUUAGCGCCUACUCAUGGACCGUCAAUGCCCAACAUCUGACACCAUGUCUAGUAGCUGCUUGGUUGGAGAGUGUGUGUCUUGGACCGACUGAAGUUGACGCCAUUCCGGCAAACACACACUACAUCGGACCGUCGACGUCAACCGCGAACCUCUGCCUGUGCAGCACGGUGACAUAUUCGCUUAUAAGCGCCUGCGGAGCAUGUCAGAACCGAACGUACACGUCUUGGACGAACUGGACCCUGAACUGUGCUACGAUUCAAGUGGGGACGUUCCUGGAACCUGUGCCUUCUCAGGUCGUCGUUCCGGCAUGGGCCUAUCUUAAUGUCACCAGGUCCAACAACACUUUCGAUCCAGCUGCCGCUUUCGUCAAUGCUACCGAGUCGGAGACAAGUUCCAGUCUGGCUUCGACUGCCCAAUCGUCAGCCACCAGCAGUAGCAGCUCGAGCUCUGCCUUUGUGACAUCAUUCUCGCCACCUUCUUCUACGGCUCUGCCGAUGGUCGACACAGGAAAAAAGACCAACGCGGGUGCCAUCGCGGGCGGUGUGGUCGGAGGACUGGCUGCGGUUGUGUUCGCGGGACUAGGGAUACUCUACUAUCUACGACGACGAGCGAACGACGGGGUGGACAUGGACCACGAUCCGGCCAGCAGUUUUGCGGGCUCGAUUCCCCAUGAGAAUGUCGUCACCCCGUUUCCUUAUGCAAGUCUUUUCUCUAUCGACGUGCUCGCCGGUAGCCUGCUGACGCGUCGGAGACAGGGAUCCAAGGAAGUGCGCUACCCGGAACCUUCGAUUUUGUCUACAAGGCAACCAUCUGAUGACCCUUCGAUGACUCCAGCUAUCGAGAUAGUCCAUCGGUACAGGGAAGGAGACGAGUGAUCGCAAUUAUGUAGUGUGAGGUUGAGCCAAAGGUUUUGCCUAUAAGAAAGUACUGCACAGAGAAUCCAGAAUCAUAAUGCCCGCUCUCUCACUCUAUAGUCCAGCAGCGUCUGCUCAGGUAUGUUGCAGUCAACUUGCACGGAGGCUGGCCUCGAAGGGUUGUUACAGGAAGAGCGAGCCGUGUCGUUACCAGUGGGCAGGUACAGCAGCUCUGGAAUUGCGUGGAUUAUCAUCGCUGUCGUCGGUUU